GAAGAAAAAAAUCUCCAGUGAGGACUGAGCAUGUGCAGAAAAGGUGUUGCUAAGGAAGAGCUGUGUUGCCUGGUUACAGGUCACUAUAGUACACAGUCAGGAAUUGUCAGAGCACAUCUGAUCACUGAAGAGGGCCGGUGAGAUCUCUGGGAAGUCUGCCCCAUGUAGCUCUGCUAUUAGAGCAUCUUGUUAUAUCAAGCAUACUACAAAGAUCUUCAAGUCCUUUACAACCAUGGCAUCUCUAUUACCAUCUCAUAAAGAAAUGGGAAGUGGAACAUAUACAUUCUCCAGCCAACCCAGGGUGGUUCAAAACCGCCAUAAAUACAGGACAAUACAACCACCCACGUCUGAAGAGAGUUAUCAUUAUGGAAAUAUAAUGUAUGAUAGAAGAGUGGUGCGUGGUAACACAUAUGCACAGCUGAUACUACCCCUGGCAGCUCAGCCAGAUCCAGUGGAGAUUCAGAGAGCACAAGAAGCACGCAGAAGAGCACUGGCAAAGAAACGUGCCAAAGAUCUGUUGCGGCCCAGGACCCCGGAGCCAAUAGAAGGCAGGAAGCACAUUGAUGUGCAGACAGAGCUUUACCUGGAAGAACUAAGUGACCAUGUCGAAGAGAAAGAUAUGGAAUGCCAGACAGAUGCCUUUUUGGACAGACCACCUACACCUCUGUUUAUUCCGGCAAAGACAGGAGUUGAUGUUUUCACCCAGAUUUUGGAAGGAGAACUUUUUGACUUUGAUCUGGAGGUUAAACCGCUGCUGGAGGUGCUGAUUGGCAAAACAGUUGAGCAGGCUUUACUUGAGGUAAUGGAAGAAGAAGAACUUGCCAGCUUAAGAGCACAACAGCGUGCCUUUGAGGAACUGCGCAAUGCUGAACUUGCCGAGGCACAACGUCUCGAGGAACAGGAGAGAAGACACAGGGAAGAAAAGGACCGGCGCAAACAGCAACAAAGGGAAAUGCUUUUGAAAGAAAAGGAGACGGCAGAGAAGGUGGCAGCAAGGGCUUUUGCACAGCAGUACCUGGCUGACCUUAUUCCAUCUGUGUUCAGCAGCCUAAGGGACAAUGGAUAUUUCUAUGACCCAGUGGAAAGAGAUGUAGAGACCGUAUUCAUACCAUGGGUUAUGGAGGAGGUAGAGAAGACACUAAAGAAGAAUGAACUAGGAAGAGCAAUUCUGGACAUGUUAAUAAGAGACGUCAUAGGAAAGAGAAAUGAUGAUUUCCAAAGAUUGGAGUUACACGAAUCUACAACAUCAGAUGCAUAAGAGAAGGAGCAACAGUUGGCAUCACAAUUAUAUUCCGUCAACAAAGAGCAAAUAUAGAACUGGGAAGAAUUAAUGUCCACUUCGGCAAUGAAAAUUCAGUGGAAAUAACUUUAUUUUUUUUAACUGUGACUGUAUAAUUGACUUGUACUUGUUUGCCUAAUGUAUUUAAUAUUCUUGAAAUAUAUGGUACCAAUUGAUAGGUUCAUUUGGAUCUGAAAUUG
This is a messenger RNA of Rana temporaria (common frog), 1479 nucleotides long. RefSeq names its product radial spoke head 3 (gene RSPH3). Lineage: Eukaryota; Metazoa; Chordata; Amphibia; Anura; Ranidae. The coding region runs from base 233 to 1258 and encodes 341 amino acids. The record is from RefSeq and is a predicted model, not a curated record. Gene Ontology annotation, cellular component: cilium. The transcript has 10 exons.